AUGCUGACUGGGUCUGAGUGCUGCCUGCCCUGUCGGCCUUAUCUAACCGUCUUCUGGCUGCUUUGUUCAGGUCCUGAACCGGUGUCUGGCCACUGUGUCGGACUGGAUGAGGGCCAUCAAAUUGAAAUUGAAUCCAGACAAGAGGUCCUCCUGGUCAGUCGUAAGGCUGAACAGGGAAUAGGGUUACAGCCUGUGUUGGAUGGGGUUGCACUCCUCCUGAAGACACAGGUUCGCAGUCUGAGGGUUCUCCUGGACUCAUCGUUGAGCCUGGAGCCCCAGGUCUCGGCAGUGGCCAGGGGAGCCUUCGCACAACUCAGACUUGUGCACCAGCUGCGCCCGUUCCUUGGGAGGUCUGACUUGGCCACAGUGGUCCACGCUCUGCUUACAUCCCGUUUGGAUUACUGCAACACGCUCUACGUGGGGCUGCCUUUGAAGACGGCCCAGAAGCUCCAAUUAGUACAAUGGGCAGCAGCCAGACUAAUAACUGGGGCAGCUUACAGGGAGCAUACCACCCCCCUGUUAAGCCAGCUCCACUGGCUGCCGAUAUGCUACCGAGCCCAAUUUAAAGUGCUGGUUUUGACUUUCAAAGCCCUAAAUGGUUCUGGUCCAACUUACCUGUCCGAACGCAUCUCCUCCUAUCAGCCCACGAGAACCUUAAGAUCAUCCGGGGAGGCCCUGCUCUCGAUUCCACCUGCCUCACAAGCGCGGCUGGUGGGGACAAGAGACAGGGCCUUCUCAGUGGUGGCUCCUCGGCUGUGGAACUCACUCCCUAGUGACAUCCGGCAGGCUCCAUCCCUUCUGGGGUUUAAAAAGAAGCUGAAGACCUGGCUAUGUGCGCAAGCGUUUAAUGAAUGAACUCAGUUAGCAUUGACAUGGAUUGGAUUAAGGCUCUUGCACAAGGUCUGAUGGAUGACUGGCAUAUAUAUUCAGCGUUGCACUGUGUUAAAUCUUUUAUAUAUUGUAUUUUAAUAUGUUAUUUAACUAUUUUAACUGUUUUAUUAUUUUAUUGUAUUAUGAUAUACUGGUAGUGAUCCUGCCAGUUGUGUAAGCCGCCCUGAGUCCCCUCGGGGAGAAGGGCGGGGUAGAAAUAUCGGAAAUAAUAAAUAAAUAAAU
Anolis carolinensis (green anole) is the source of this 1113-nucleotide messenger RNA. RefSeq lists its product as uncharacterized. The coding region runs from base 1 to 855 and encodes 284 amino acids. The transcript has 2 exons. NCBI's taxonomy places the organism in Eukaryota, Metazoa, Chordata, Lepidosauria, Squamata, Anolidae. The record is from RefSeq and is a predicted model, not a curated record.